AUGGCGCUGCGGGGAGGAGCGGGGCUGCGGCGCGGGUGGGCGGGCCUGGGGGGCCCGGGGGGGGGCCCCCAACGCCUCCGCUCCUGGCCAGGGGUCGGGGGGCUCCGGCGGGCCGCUCGGGAGGCCGCCCCGGGGGACCCCCGCAGCUUGGAGGAGCUCCCGGGCCCCGGCCAGCUGCGCUUCUUCUUCCAGCUCUUCGUGCAGGGGUACGCGCUCCACUUACACCAGCUGCAGGUGGUGAGUAAGGCGCGCUUUGGGCCUCUGUGGCGGUCUCAGGCUGGGCCCUACGCGAAUGUGAACUUGGCCAGCGCGGCCCUGGCCGAGGAGCUGCUUCGGCAGGAGGGUCGCUUCCCCAUGCGCAGCGACAUGGCCCUCUGGAAGGAGCAUCGCGACUCCCGCGGCCUGGCCUACGGGCCCUUCACCGAGGAGGGAGAGCGCUGGUAUCAUCUGCGCCAGGCGCUGAACCGGAGGAUGCUGAAGCCGUCGGAGGCGGCUCUGUACUCCCAGGCCGUGAGUGAUGUAGUUAGCGCCCUGCUGGUCCGUCUGGAGGAGCUCAGGGCCGAAAGCCCAUCGGGCGACCAGGUGUCCGACGUGGCUGACCUCUUCUACCACUUCUCCUUGGAAGCCAUCACCUACAUCCUGUUCGAGCGGCGCCUCGGCUGCCUGGGGAAGAAUCACCCCCGGGACGUGGAGGACUUCCUGGAGGCCGUGGGCUUCAUGUUCAAGAACUCCGUCUAUGCCACCUUCCUUCCCAAAUGGACCCGGCCACUACUGCCUUUCUGGAGGCGCUACCUGGCCGGCUGGGAUACCAUCUUCUCCUUCGGGAAGAAGAUGAUUGAUCAGAAACUGGAAGAGAUAGAGAAGACUCUUGAAACCCAGAAGCCCGGUGACGAGGUGAAGGUGUCUGGCUACCUGCACUUCCUCCUGAGCAGCGGGAAGUUCAGCCCCCACGAUGUCAUGGGCAGCCUGGCCGAGCUGCUCAUGGCCGGGGUGGACACGACCUCCAACACCCUGACGUGGGCCUUGUACCACCUCGCCCAGGACCCGGAGCUGCAGGCGGCACUACACGAGGAGGUGGCGACGGUGGUGGCUACUGGGCAAGCGCCCCAACACAAGGACUUCGCCCACAUGCCCCUGCUCAAAGCUGUGAUCAAGGAGACGCUGCGCCUGUAUCCCGUGGUCCCCACAAAUUCCCGCAUCAAUGUGGAAAAGGAGGUGAACGUCGGAGGUUUCCACUUCCCCAAGAAUACCCUGUUCGUCCUCUGCAACUACGCCAUGUCCCGGGACCCCGAGGUGUUUCCGUCGCCCCACGCCUUCCUGCCCCGGCGUUGGCUGCGGGGGGACCCGGCCGCCCCGCCGGGGGUCCCGGGGGUCUCGCACCCCUUUGGCUCCCUGCCCUUCGGCUACGGCGUCCGGGCCUGCCUGGGCCGAAGAGUGGCCGAACUGGAGAUGCAUCUGGCUCUGGCCGGGGUGGUCCAGAGGUACGAGAUCCAUCUGGCCCCCGGGCUGGAGAAGGUCCAGGCCAUAGCCCGCAUCGUCCUGGUGCCCGACAAGCCCGUGAGGCUGACCUUCCUGCAGAGGACACCCUGAGCCCCGGACCCCUUCCGAAGGACCGGGACACUGGGGUCCCGCCACCCCUGCUUUUCCCCUGCCUCCGUUUCCCCGGGUGGUAGAGCAGCGCUCAAUAAAUACAACAUUGAUUGAUGGGUUAAGUAAUAAAGUGACCUUUCUAGACUGUGA
Tachyglossus aculeatus (Australian echidna) is the source of this 1740-nucleotide messenger RNA. Its product is annotated as sterol 26-hydroxylase, mitochondrial. Gene Ontology annotation, biological process: cellular response to peptide hormone stimulus; glucocorticoid biosynthetic process; cortisol metabolic process. The coding region runs from base 1 to 1590 and encodes 529 amino acids. The record is from RefSeq and is a predicted model, not a curated record. Gene Ontology annotation, cellular component: mitochondrial inner membrane. The transcript has 9 exons. Gene Ontology annotation, molecular function: heme binding; oxidoreductase activity, acting on paired donors, with incorporation or reduction of molecular oxygen; iron ion binding. Lineage: Eukaryota; Metazoa; Chordata; Mammalia; Monotremata; Tachyglossidae.